Penaeus chinensis is the source of this 453-nucleotide messenger RNA. Its product is annotated as peritrophin-1-like. The record is from RefSeq and is a predicted model, not a curated record. Lineage: Eukaryota; Metazoa; Arthropoda; Malacostraca; Decapoda; Penaeidae. Gene Ontology annotation, molecular function: chitin binding. The transcript has 3 exons. Bases 117 to 413 code for a protein of 98 amino acids. Gene Ontology annotation, cellular component: extracellular region.
AAUGGCGUCAGAGGGCGGGAGAGGCAGGUGCGAUUUCCCACGAGAAGGUUCAUAAACGCUGAGUCGUCGAAUCUCCCGCCAGAACCGAGUUCUCCCGCCACCAACGCACACGCACAAUGAGAGCAAUCACGCUGACGCUGCUCCUCGCGGCCCUCUGCGGCCUGGCCCUGGCAUCCGCGGGCACCGAGCACCCCCUCGUGCCCUGCGCCCCCGAGAUCUCCGCCAAGUGCCCCGAGCACGACCCGCCCACGCCCGUCUAUUUUCCCCAGCCCGACGACUGCUCCAAGUUCUGCGUGUGUUCGGGCGGCCACGCCUACGAGGAGAGCUGCCUGCCCGGCCUCGUGUGGGACGACCAGCUCCACGUGUGCAACUGGCCCGAAGCUGUUGACUGUGGAAGCCGCCCAAACCCAUAGGCUUAGACAUCACUAAUGAAUUUUGUAUCUCUAAUAAAAA